CCAACCUACCUAGUUGUUAUCUAACCUCUAAUUUGCUCGUGAAAUUUAAUAUAAAUUUGUGAAUUGAAAGAUAAGCCAUGGCUGGCUAUGACUUGAAGAAGGAAGAGGAGGUGAAGGAAUACAUAGAAAAUCUCGGUAUUGAAUACAGGUUCGGUUGUUUUCAAGAGAAAAAACCAGAAGUGUGCCACCUUUUGGGCGAUUACUUGGAGUCGAUCAAAAAGGAUUACAAAAAAGCUGGAAAUGUGUACAAAACUAACUGCCUAGAUUAUAAAUUCGGGAAAUCGUGUUUGAAAUUUGGUAAUUACACUUUGGUGGGACGGGGGAAGGAAAAAGGGGAUCCCGUCGAGGCGCUGCCAUAUUUUGAGAUGGGAUGCGAAUUGGGUGACAGCACGUCAUGCCUUCACGCUGGGAUGCUGCUUACGGCCACCGGACCCAAUGUUAACAUUAAAAGGGAUGUUCCUAAAGGUUAUAAUUAUUUGAAGAAGAGUUGUGAUCAGAAAGACGAUAUGGCUUGCCACUACCUCUCCGGGAUGUACCUUACCGGAGUCCCUAAAAAUCCAGCAGAUUACAACCCACACAACCUAGAGAAGAACAAGAAUAUUGAUUAUUUAAUAAAAUCUGAUAAGAAACAAGCAUUUAAUUUUGCUUUGAAAAGUUGUGAGUAUGGCAACAUGUUCGCCUGUGCCAAUGUCAGUAUGAUGUACAAAAAAGGAGAUGGUGUAGAAAAGAACCCAGAAGAAGCAAAAAGAUAUUUCGAAAUUGCACAAAAACUUCAGAAGGCUCACGAAACUACGAAAGAAAUAAAGUUCCAGCAAGGUUUAGAUAAAUAACAUUUGAUAUUUUUUAACAAUAAAUGCAUUUAAAAGUUAUUGUGUAUAGAUUGUUUUAGUGUAAAUUUACAGUAUUGUUGCAUCAAUUAUAUAUUGUUUUACUCAAAAA
This is a messenger RNA of Plodia interpunctella (Indianmeal moth), 939 nucleotides long. RefSeq names its product cytochrome c oxidase assembly factor 7 homolog (gene Coa7). The transcript has 2 exons. Gene Ontology annotation, cellular component: mitochondrial intermembrane space. Bases 78 to 830 code for a protein of 250 amino acids. Gene Ontology annotation, molecular function: protein binding. The record is from RefSeq and is a predicted model, not a curated record. NCBI's taxonomy places the organism in Eukaryota, Metazoa, Arthropoda, Insecta, Lepidoptera, Pyralidae.